Fusarium odoratissimum NRRL 54006 is the source of this 180-nucleotide messenger RNA. RefSeq lists its product as uncharacterized. The record is from RefSeq and is a predicted model, not a curated record. NCBI's taxonomy places the organism in Eukaryota, Fungi, Ascomycota, Sordariomycetes, Hypocreales, Nectriaceae. The transcript has a single exon. Bases 1 to 180 code for a protein of 59 amino acids.
AUGCCAAAUGAAUGCAUUUCCAUCAUUGCAGAGCAUGAAGACAAGUUCCAGGGCAAGUACACCCAUAUCACUACUAUGAGGCCUGAGAUUCCCACCACAAUUCGUCAGGACGUAACCCGCAAUAUGCCCAAUAUUAUACUGGACUUCCAGGAUGAGUUGACGUACGCCUCCGAGCAGUGA